AAUAGAUUAAUUAGCAUAUAUAUUUGCUGCACACACGUGACACUGCCGCUUAUUUAUGUUAUUGUUAUAGGCUAACAUCCACCCUAGCUAAGCUAGGCCUAGGCCCUAGCUACUACUACAGUACUAGAAACAACAAAUGUGGUUGUGCUAUUAUAAUGGAUUUUGAUGCAGUUUUGCAAAAAGUAGGGACCUUUGGAAAAGCACAAAAACUGUACACUUUCCUUGUUAGCUGGAUGUCUGUCUGGGCAGCUUCUGUGACCUUCAACCAUGUUUUUGCGGCCCGUGAGCCACAGUUUACUUGCGAGGGCUUUGAAAAUUUAACAAAAACUGAAAUCUGUGAUUUGGAUGUGCCUUGCAAUCAUAUUUUCAACCUUUCAGAGUUUUCAUCAAUGGUUGCGGAUCUUGAUCUUGUCUGUGAGAGGUCGAUGUAUGUAACCUAUGGAACAUCCAUAUUCUUUUUGGGUGUUCUUGUUGGGGUCUUCACCAUGGGGGUGCUAGCAGAUAAGUUUGGGAGGCAGAAGGUGAUGUCAUUUGGCAUAAUUCUCUUUGUCAUUGUCUCUGCAUCUGUAUGUGCCAUUCAUGAUGUCUGGCAACUUUUUCUUUUACGGUUUUUGUGUGGUUAUUUAGGAGGGGGAACUGGUGUGGUAUCUUAUGUUCUACUUACUGAGGUCAUUGGUCCAGAUUGUCGUGAAGCUAUUGGUUUCAUUUUUAAUUCGGCAUUUUCUGUCGGAUUUGCUGUUUAUGCAUUGUUUGCAUACUUAAUCUACAACUGGCGUUUAUUAACAGUAGUCUCAAUGGCACCUGUACUAAUAUGUCUUAGCAAUAUUUGCCUCAUCCCAGAAUCUCCACGAUGGCUUGCUUCAAAUGGUCAACUCUCGCAGGCAGAGAGUAUCCUAUAUCGUAUUGGAAAGACGAAUGGGAAAAAAAUUGAGAAAUCAUCUAUUUCUUUAAAACUUGUUAGUGAAACAAAAAAGACACAGAAUUCUGUCUUUGACCUUGUACGUACGAAGGUCAUGCGCAAGAGAAUUUUAAUUCAAUGGAUCAAUUGGUUUACAUGCAGCAUGGUGUAUUAUGGGAUGUCCCUAUCGUCAGCCACCCUUGGCGGCAACCCUUACGUCAGCUUUGCUGUUUCUGGCCUCAUUGAAAUUCCAGCAAAUUAUUUCGCCUACGUGUUGAUGCGAAGGUGGGGGCGUAAGCCAUGCAUGUUGCUUUCCUAUUUUCUGGGUGGAUUUGGAUGCGUUGGCCUGUUAAUAAUUCAGCCUGAUGAUGACAAUAAAAAGGUGGCACUGACAAGGACAGUGUUUGCAAUGAUUGGUAAAUUUGGAAUAUCAAGUGCAUUUACUGCUAUAUAUGUUUAUUCCGUUGAGCUGAUACCAACGGUUGUACGGAAUAGUGGUAUGGGCACCUGUUCCAUGGUUGCCAGGAUUGGUGGCAUAAUUGCUCCAGAACUUGAUACAAUGGGAAAUGCGGCAAUGUAUGUGAUGUAUGGUGCCGCAUGCUUUCUUACUGGAUUUCUUGACUUCUUUCUUCCUGAAACAUUGAACAAAUCACUACCAGAACACAUAGCAGAGAUUGAAGGGAUCGCAUACAAGUUGGUGGCUCAGGAUUCAGGGGAGGAGGAUGCUCAGGUAUUUAGCGAUGCAAACAGUGCUGAUUUAGACUGGGAUAUUGGGACUGGGAUGCUUGAAAGGCAAACUGACAUAGACGGUCUACUGGGAGAAAAUACUAUUCUCAGUUUUCGGUAUGGUAAAAGUAAUGAUAAUGAAAGAACGUGGGAAGUACCAGUUGGAGGUAAAGAAAAUGGCAUUGAAAUGACUUCUCUUAAAGUAUAUGAAUAUGUUGAUGAUGAGGUAGAAAUUCUAUUUGAUCGAAGCAACACACUCUAAUUUAUGAAGACAAGGUUAAUGACGAUACAUUCCAUGUAUUGUAAGCUUUUAAUGAACUAUGUGGUGUGUGAUUCUUGUAAAUUCAAUUUCAAAUGUGGAAAGAUAUUUUUUAUAUAGAAUUUUUAAUGUUAAUGAAGUAAUUUUAUUUAUACUAUCAUUAUAAAUAAUUGUGGUUAGAUAAUUAAUGUAAUGUUUAUAUGCCAUGAGACCUACCACACUUGAGUAGAAACAGCAGUUUUGCUUAGCUGUUUUACACUGUCUUUCACUAUACAGCAGGUGUGUGAUUCUUGUAAAUUCUAUUUCAAAUGUGGACACAUAUUUUUAUAUUGAAUUUGUAAUGUUAAUGAAGUAAUGUUAUUAUUUAUACAGUCAUUAUAAUUAAUUAUGGUUAGAUAAGUAAUGUAAUGUUUAUAUGCCAUGAGGCCUACCACACUUAAGUAGAAACAGCAGUUUUGCUUAGCUCUUUUACACUGUCUUUCACUAUACAGCAGGUUAAAUGCUGAGCUAAUUUUAUAGCUCACCGGGUGAGUCAAAUGGUCGAGACCUGUAGUCAUAAUAUCCAAGCGGCACUCUUGCCUUUGUUUCUGGGUGAAACAAGUCCUCUCGAAUAAGGACUAUAAACCGUAGACACAGUGUACAUAAUUAAUAAUUAGCUCAUGUGCACUUUAAAGAACCCAGUAUCUUCUGAGACGAUUACGGGGUGUACUGGCCCAUACAGCCCCUACUGUGGACAGACAAGUAGCUGGUACCAGUUUACCGGGUAGCUCAGACAUGAAGUGACCCUACACCGUGUUUCCACAGCACUUACAAUUUCUCCGAUAAUAUCUCCAAUAAAUUCCCUCCAAAUAUUUUAUCGCAUUAUGCAAUAUUAUGGACAACAAUGCAAUGUUUUUUAACACCAAAACAUCUGUUUUAUUGACCUAGAAGGUGACCAUUUUUUUGAGCGAGAUGGAUAGGCCUAGGCCAAGAACAAAAUCGUAUGGUACUAUUUCACUCUGGAAAUGUACUGUCACAGUGAUGUUUCAUUGUACUAUAGGGAUUGAAAAGAAGAUGAAAAAGAAUGCCAGAUUUGUUUAAUGUGCUUUACAGUACAAUAGGGAGGGAUAGACUUAGGUCCAGCCAGGCAUCGUCGAUGUCGAGCGCAGCCUUUUUAGGCUUUUUAUAUAUAUAGUAACUACAAAAAAUGUAAUCAUUUUUUAUUAUGAAGUAUUUGAUACUCAGCAGGGCCCUAGCCCUACCAUCUACUAGUUGCCUUAGAAACUAACUACCCAAAAGAAUUCUUUGCAUUGCCAUGAUUUGAAAUUGGUCAACCUAAUUUAUUUUCUCAUUCAGAGCUUUUUCCGAUAAAUUAUAUGAUUCUCAUAUGAAAGUUUAUCGGAAAAUUUGUUGCCCCAUUUCCACAGCGAAAAAAAACAAAAAUGGCCUUAGGGGAGAAGAAAGUUACUGUACAACCUAGUUUUUGUAGCUUAAGUAUUAUUUGCUUUGGAAAUUGUGCAUGUCAUAGAUUUAUCUUCUGGGCAAAAGCAAUGUAUCAACAGAUACCUUUUUACAGCUACAGUACUCAAUUCCAUACCAAACUACUGUAAAUGGUAAGCAGCUCAUUCAUUGCAACUUGGCUUCAAACUGUUUUAAAAUAUAGUACUGCAAUAUUUCCGCUUUGUAAAAAAAGUUCAGUCUGCCAAUGGUUCAGAACAUUGCACAUUAUAAAAAAGACAAGGUACAUCAUAUAUAGGGUAGAACAAUGUUGAUCAUGAUAAGGGUAGACACUUUAUAAAAACAAAAGAAAACAACAAACAAAUAAACACAUCAAAAAAAAUAUGCAAAAAGUAAAUAAAAUAUUCCUUAUUUGCUGAAUAGAGAAGGGGACAAAAAAAUAAAUACAACCCAACUGACUCAGACAUCAAAAAUAUUUCUAAUGCCCCAACAAAAUGCUUGGGCAACCAACACAAUUCCUUAACUUUGAUAAAUCUUUGAUUACAAUGACAGUCUACUUAAACUUGAGUGGGUGCCGGGAUUUAGAAGCGAAGUAUAGAGAUAGUAAUAGGUGGACAAAUUACAGGGGGACUUAGUUGAGUGGGGAAGAAUUAGUUAAACAGCAUUGCAAGGCAAGAAUAAUGGUGCCUUAGUUUAUAUUAUAUGGUACUUGUAUAUAUAUAUUACAUUAUUUCACCUUAAAUAUGUUUUUUAUAUAGCCUAGUAGUUAAAGUAAUAUAUUUUUACAGUCAAUAUAUCCAUUACACUUAUUCAGUUUGGGCUACACAGCAUGACUAUCUAAGUGCAUAAAAUGAGUUGUAAUAUUUUAUUAAAAAGGGACAAGUGGGUAAGGGAAGGGAAGAACAUGUAUUGAAUUGAAUUUAUUUAGCAAUCAGAGUAAAAUACAAAAACAAUGAAUAUGAUACAAGGAAAAAAAAACAAAUACUAUUGAAAACUCUGAAAGUAAGGAAUAGCCCAUAAAGGUUUCAAAGAAACGUAUUUCCAUUGGGAUCCUGCAAACGAAACAUUCAAUUGCCAAAAUGAAUAACAAUAUGAAAAUGGUAUCCACAAUUAAAAAGAAUAAACUUAGCUAAAAUUUAAAAAUGAUUAUUUACAAUUUUAAAGUUUAAGACAAUAUUAAAAUAUCAACAAUUUGAAAAAAAAUAAAAAUCAAUAUAACCGAUUGAAACUCAUUUAAAAUAGACUUUACGCUAAUUAAAAUUCAUCUGAAAGAAAUUCACUUUGAUAAAAAUGAAGACCACAGAGGAACAGGUGAGGCAACAUGAGAAAAAAAUUGAAUUUCUAUACAUUGUAAGGAAAUAAACUACAUGAACAGUGUUAGGAUUUCAAAUCUCAUGGGAACUUAGAUGAGUAAGGUAGGAAUUAGAUCGGCCAAUGAAGAAAAAAAAACCGUCAAUUGUUUUUAUUUUAAUGUAAUUUUAUAUUAAUAUGUUUUGUCAGGUGCUGCUCUUAAGAACCUUGAACUCCCAUUGAGAGUAAUAUACUGUCCAAGAUAAUCAACAUUUGCAUUAAGAAUGCCAUUUCUAUAGUUUUUUCAUAGGCACUUAAAUUUAAAUCAAGUUAACUUGCUUUGACCAGUUUCAUUAUAAGUUCAUAACAAUUCAAUUUCUUUUUACAAUAAAUUUGAAAUGUUUUUUUGUUCAAUUGAAAUUGAAUUCUAAGAGAUAUUUUUUCAGAUUUUGCCAGAAUAUAUCAGUGGUGGACCAUAAGGUAGUUAAAAGGGUAUGCAGGGUGUUUGAUAAAAAACCAGUUGAGGCAUGCCUUCUCAAAACCAGUAUCAAUGCACAAAAAAUUACACUCUUGAUUAAGCGCCGCACCAAUCAUGAUUUUUUUUUUCACUAGUCGCCGCUCUUGAAUAUGCGCCGCAACGGUGAUUUUACUGACAUGGGGGACCCAUGACUCGUCCUUACGCCAUUGUAAAGUUUACAAUACUGCCAAAUUCUUUUUCUAAUUACUCAGUUCAACAUAUAGCGACAAUAUGGCAUGCCUCAAAUGUGAAUUUGAUAAUUUUGCUAAUGUUCCAUAUCAACAGCGUUAACGUACUCCAACAUAUGUGUUUGUGGGAAAACACUUUUGUUGGACAAGUGUGUAUCCCUUGUUCUGUUCUGAAUGGUCAGUUGUUAAGUCAGAUCAGGGGUGAGCAUAAAAAUGGGUCAGAGGGCCAACGUCAAUUUUUGAUUUAACACCAAGGUUCACACCCAAACUUUAAUGUUUCCGGUGCGCUUCCAAAUACCUUCAUAGACUAUUUUUUAAAGGGUUCUUGCUCAGCAUGUCUUACAAAUAAUUGGUUGGAUGGUUGGCAGGCCGCACCCAUUGGGUUUUUAAUUCAUUUUCGUGGGCCACAAAAAAAAUUACUGACCGCAUUUGCUCACCUGUGAGUUAGAUUGACAUUUUGGAAAGGUCUGUUAUUUUAAGUAUAGCUUAUAUUAUCAAAAAUGUAUAUUCAUAAAGAAUGUUAUGUUCAUGUAUAUUCAUUUUAUUAAGACAUGGUCUGAAUAGAAUUAUUUACUCAAAAUACAUAUAUAUAUAUAUAUAUAUAUAAAUCAAGAUAGCCGUUAACACUGUUAAAUUAUAUAUAAUAAUUUAUUUUAUAUAAUUAUAAAUAUAUAUAUAUAAGGGUCCCCCCUUUACAUCUGCCCCUGUGUUAUGUUUAUGUAUUUUUAAGAUAUAACCUGAACAAAAUUAUUUAUUCAAGGCAUACAUAUUAAUCCAGAAUGUCAUGUUCAUGUAUAUUGACCUGAAUAAAAUUAUUUAUUCAAGGUAUAUAUAUAGAAUUGUAUUAUAAUACUUAUAUAUAUAAACAAAGAAUCUAUUGUGGUGUAAAUGAUGUACUAAUUUAGAAUCUUUUUAUAGUACUGCUAAUUUGUAUAUCAGUUGCGUAAUGUCACAAAUAUUGUAUUUUUUUAUGUACUGUAUGUUUUUCAAUGGUUAUGGGAAUAAAGUGCACUUCGUCCACUGUCAGUA
This is a messenger RNA of Anneissia japonica, 6344 nucleotides long. RefSeq names its product solute carrier family 22 member 15-like. Gene Ontology annotation, cellular component: membrane. The coding region runs from base 156 to 1886 and encodes 576 amino acids. Gene Ontology annotation, molecular function: transmembrane transporter activity. Gene Ontology annotation, biological process: transmembrane transport. NCBI's taxonomy places the organism in Eukaryota, Metazoa, Echinodermata, Crinoidea, Comatulida, Comatulidae. The transcript has 11 exons. The record is from RefSeq and is a predicted model, not a curated record.